Molecule: messenger RNA, 1620 nt
Organism: Penicillium pulvis
Lineage: Eukaryota; Fungi; Ascomycota; Eurotiomycetes; Eurotiales; Aspergillaceae
Product: PEX28-32 family peroxisomal membrane protein
Exons: 3
Coding region: 22-1620 (532 amino acids)
Biological process (GO): peroxisome organization
Cellular component (GO): peroxisomal membrane
Source: RefSeq, a predicted model, not a curated record
CCAUGCUAUUGGUCUUCCAAGAUGGAUGAUCCAGCUUCAGAAACUCGGACGAACCACAACCGAGCCGUCUCGGGCUCAGGCUUGUCCAUGUUGAAGCCGCGGCACCAGAGACAAGGUUCGCCUGACAGCGCGCACUCGCGAUCGUCUUCCAUGUCCAAAAACUCCAUUCAAGACAGGCUAUUUAACAAACUUCUACAACAAGUCAUCCCCGCAGACGAUGACGCGGAAACCGUCACCGGGGACAAGGCCAUGGCAAACUCCCCUAAGAAACCACCAUUUAGUCUCCCAGCAAUGACAAAUAACUUUCGUCGAUUUAAUGCAAGAAUCGGUGUGGUGUUUCUCUUCCAGGCCCAGGCAGAGAGUCUGUUCAGCUGGAAAACGCCAACCCACACCUUGUCUUUCCUCUUCGUAUAUUCCUUUAUCUGCUUGGAUCCGCACUUAUUAUUGGUACUCCCACUGGUGAUUUUCCUUCUCUUCAUCAUGGUGCCGGCUUUCCUGACUCGCCACCCUCCACCACCUUCUACAUCUACCUCCAGCACGACACCCUAUUAUUCCUAUGAGGGCCCGGCAUUGGCCCCGGCAAAGACUAUCAAACCGGCCCCUGAGACAUCUAAGGACUUUUUCCGUAACAUGCGUGAUCUACAGAACUGCAUGGCCGAUUUCUCCGACGCUCAUGAUGCAACUGUCUCUGUAGUUGCGCCACUCACGAACUUCUCUAACGAAAAGCUGUCCUCGGCUCUAUUCCUAGGGUGCACAGUGGCUACAGUGGUGUUAUUCUUGACCGCGCAUCUUGUACCAAUUCGGCUGAUCAUGCUAGCGGCUGGGAAUGCAGGUGUUUUGUCAAAUAAUCCCAAGGUGCGACAAUUCUUCCAGGGUUUGAUGCAGGAUGUGAGCGGAGUAGGAGAUCAAGAUGUCUUCCUAAGUGAUGAAGCUGAGCAAGAGUUGUUUGGACGACCGGUCCCGAAGACGCCAUCCGCAGCCGCUUCAGCUCUGGAACAGUUGGCAGACAUCUCCCUAGACACCGAACCAGAAGAGCGCGAGGUCGAGAUCUUUGAAAUACAACACCGAGCUCCAGGCGCUUCAGAAUCAGGCUGGGAAAACUUCUUGUUCAGUCCACAACCGUAUGACCCACUGUCUCCGUCUCGAAUUGCAGGCGAUCGGCCCCGUGGGUGUCGAUUCUUUGACGAUGUCCGCACGCCAUCAGGGUGGAAGUGGAAGAGUAAGAAGUGGGAACUUGACCUAGACUGCCGGGAGUGGGUUGUGGAGCGCAUGAUUACUGGCGUUGGCUUCGAGGUUCCAGGUGUGGCACCAGAAGGAAAUGCUGUCGUCGUCGACGAGGUAGGAGGCUGGGUCUGGGACCUUCCUGCUGAACCGUCUGCUAGUGAAGAAGAAGAAAUGACUGGAAUGGCCUAUGGAGACUUGCCUCCAGAGAGAAAGCAAGAUCGCACGCCAUCAAAAGUGAACCGGGGCAAGGCUGCCACCCGAGACUGGGAAGAAGGAAACCCCGCUUCGUUCGGGGUGGGAGAAUGGCGACGCCGUCGAUGGGUGCGGAUUGUGCAGCGCAUGAAUGCCCCCCCAGCUGGCACUACAACUAUCACAUACUCGACCCUGGGCCAUUAA